This is a messenger RNA of Eutrema salsugineum, 1576 nucleotides long. RefSeq names its product histone deacetylase 6. The record is from RefSeq and is a predicted model, not a curated record. NCBI's taxonomy places the organism in Eukaryota, Viridiplantae, Streptophyta, Magnoliopsida, Brassicales, Brassicaceae. Gene Ontology annotation, molecular function: histone deacetylase activity.
UCACAAUUUUUUCCAGUCUUCGGAGUCUCCGGGCAAAGAGAAAGAUAGAGAGAUUGUGAGUGAGAGAGAAAGGGUAUGGAGACAGACGAAAGCGGCGUGUCUUUGCCGUCGGGACCCGAUGGUCGGAAGCGGCGAGUCAGUUACUUCUACGAGCCGACGAUCGGAGACUACUACUACGGUCAAGGACAUCCGAUGAAACCUCACCGGAUCCGUAUGGCUCAUAGUCUAAUCGUCCAUUAUCACCUCCACCGUCGCCUCGAAAUCAGCCGUCCUAACCUCGCCGACGCCGCCGAUAUUGGUCGGUUUCAUUCGCCGGAGUACGUUGAUUUUCUCGCUUCCGUUUCACCGGAAUCCGUGGGCGAUCCUUCGUCAGCACGAAACCUAAGGAGAUUCAAUGUCGGCGAGGAUUGUCCUGUCUUCGACGGACUUUUCGACUUUUGCCGUGCGUCCGCCGGAGGUUCCAUUGGCGCUGCCGUCAAAUUAAACCGGCAGGACGCGGAUAUCGCUAUCAAUUGGGGCGGUGGGCUUCACCAUGCCAAGAAAAGCGAAGCCUCUGGGUGCUACGUAAACGACAUCGUGCUAGGGAUUCUCGAGUUGCUCAAGAUGUUUAGGCGGGUUCUCUACAUAGACAUCGAUGUCCACCAUGGAGAUGGAGUGGAAGAGGCGUUUUACACCACUGAUAGAGUUAUGACAGUUUCUUUCCACAAAUUUGGGGACUUUUUCCCAGGAACUGGUCACAUAAGAGACGUUGGGGCGGAAAAAGGAAAAUACUAUGCUCUAAAUGUUCCAUUGAACGAUGGCAUGGACGAUGAAAGUUUCCGCAGCUUGUUCAGACCUCUUAUUCAGAAGGUUAUGGAGGUGUAUCAGCCAGAAGCAGUUGUUCUUCAGUGUGGGGCUGACUCCUUAAGCGGUGAUCGGUUGGGUUGCUUCAACUUAUCAGUCAAGGGUCAUGCUGAUUGCCUCCGGUUCUUAAGAUCUUACAACGUUCCUCUCAUGGUCUUGGGUGGUGGAGGGUAUACUAUUCGAAAUGUUGCCCGUUGCUGGUGUUAUGAGACUGCUGUUGCGGUUGGAGUAGAGCCGGACAACAAACUUCCGUACAAUGAGUAUUUUGAGUAUUUUGGCCCAGAUUAUACGCUUCAUGUCGAACCAAGCCCAAUGGAGAAUUUGAACACACCAAAAGAUAUGGAGAAGAUAAGGAACACGUUGCUAGAACAACUUUCGGGGCUAAUACACGCGCCUAGCGUGCCAUUUCAGCACACACCUCCAGUCAAUCGAGUUUUGGAGGAGCCGGAAGAUGACUUGGAGAAAAGACCAAAGCCUCGCAUUUGGAGUGGAACAGCGACUUAUGAAUCGGACAGUGAUGAUGAUGAGAAACCUCUUCAUGGUUUCUCAGGUAUUGGUGGCGCAACUAUGGACAGGGACUCUACAGGUGAAGAUGAAAUGGAAGAUGAUAACCCAGAGCCGGAGGUGGAUCCCCCAUCUUCUUAAAAACUUGUUUCAUAGGAAUCCAUUUCUAUUACCAUUCAAACAAAACCAGAAAAAUGCAUCUAAAUAGUUUUUUUUUGGGUUCUAUCUA